This is a messenger RNA of Manihot esculenta (cassava), 1603 nucleotides long. RefSeq lists its product as uncharacterized. Lineage: Eukaryota; Viridiplantae; Streptophyta; Magnoliopsida; Malpighiales; Euphorbiaceae. The transcript has 5 exons. The record is from RefSeq and is a predicted model, not a curated record. Bases 296 to 1366 code for a protein of 356 amino acids.
CUUCGACAAAAAAAUAUCCUUUCAAGGGAGAAAGCUCAUUGAAUAAUGAAAGUCUAAGCCCAAAACAUAGUAGAAAAGGAGGUCCACACAGGACUCCAGAUAAAAGGCCAGCUUUUGUUCCUUCUAAUAAUCUUAUUUUCAAAUACGCGCAAAAUCGACCGUUUGAAACCCCUUCAACUUACAACGGUCUCAUCUCGUUCUCAGUUCUCACGCUCUGCUCACUGAAAACACCAUAGUCUCCGAUCUUCUUCUUCUUCUUCUUCUUCUUCUUCUUCUUCUUGUAAUUCAGUUGUAUAUGGGUACUAGAAAACGCUCUCAAGUCGAUAACGUAUUCGACAGCCUGGUAAAAUUACUCAAGAACCAGCAAGAACAGCUUAAAACCCUCGUCCAAGAGAGGAAGUUCCUUGAAGAUCACAUCAAGGUGCAACAUAAGCGCUGGAUUUCUGAAAUUCGUCUCUACGAAGAUCAUAUCACUCAGAUGAAGGAGGCUUUGCUAGAGAAAGAAAUGACUUGCUUGCUUGAGGCUGCGAAAUCUAAUUUGAUGAUUGGAUUAAAGCACAGAGAUGCUUCUCUUCACAAAUUAAAAUUAGGGCAAACAGAAGAUGAAUUGGCAGAUAUCAAAGCAUGUUUUGAAUACUUCUCCCGUACCCUCGAAAGAAAUUCCAAGGAAACUGAAAGUGGAAAGGAAGAAGGCAGACAUUGUGAUUUAAAUUCUGCUGGUUCUAAAAGGUUGCAUAGUGAAAUAAAAAGGUUAAACUUUGAAUAUGAGAAGCUUUCUUCUGAAAAGAAUUCUGAGGUCUCUGCAUUAUUAAAAGAGAAAAAUUUUGUAUGGCAUCAGUAUAAUGUUUUAGAGAGCAAUCUCACAAAUAAAUUGAAGAGUAACCAAGCUGAGAUUGACCAGGGAAAUGAGAAGAUUGCAAAACUUCUUGCCAGUGUGGAGCUGCUUUGCUCUUCUAACAUUGAGAAGGAUGAAAUGAUUGGAAGACUGCAAGUUAAAUUGGCUGAGGUGGAGGGUGACAGAAAUAAUUGGAGGGAAAAGUUUUCCCAAAUUUCCCAGGAGUUGGAAUCAGUGAGAAAGUCCAAAUGUUCUCAAGUUACAUAUGCACCAAAGCAUGGCAGCACGGGAGCUAAAGCUUCCUCUCAGGGAGCCAAAAGCAGUGGCAAGAAAGGAAGUAAUAUUGUUGUGAAGAAAGAAUUGUCUCCUAGAAAAGCUGUUCAUUCCUUGGAGGCUGCUGCAAAGGGUACCAGAAGUUUGAAGAGAAAAGUGGAUGAAGCUGUUACCAUUCUAGAGACUCCAAGGUUGUUCUCCUCUGCCUUCAAAUUUCCCAAGUUAAAACAGGGUACCUUCUCUACUUCUGUGUCAUGAAAACCUAACACACCCUUUUUCAAUCAUUCAGUUAAAAGUAGGGCAGCUUCUCACUAUAAUUGUUUAUUGAGCUUCUAUAGUAGCUCUGUAAUUUGCCUUCUUGCAUUUGUUGUAAAGUAUGUAAUUGCCUUGCCUCUCGCAGCAAGUAUUCUUUUGUUUAAUCUUAUUAGGCAUUUAUCUGUGAUUGUGAGGAUUUAUCAAUGUUAAAAAUAUCGUAAAAAUGUAUAUUAUGUAGAA